Messenger RNA from Lottia gigantea (owl limpet), 186 nucleotides. RefSeq lists its product as hypothetical. Lineage: Eukaryota; Metazoa; Mollusca; Gastropoda; Lottiidae. The transcript has a single exon. The annotation marks the transcript as partial. The record is from RefSeq and is a predicted model, not a curated record.
UAUAGACUUAUACACACGAUCUCAAUCAAACAUAAUACUGAUUUUUUUACAUUUAUAAACACGAUCUCAAUCAAACAUAAUACUGAAUUUUUUAUAUUUAUAAACACGAUCUCAAUCAAACAUAAUACUGAUUUUUUUUCAUUUUUAAACACGAUCUCAAUCAAACAUAAUACUGAAUUUUUAUAG